CGGUGCUCUUGUGAACACCCCGGCACAUCAUGCUGACAUUCAAAAAGCACCUGAUCACGAAAUUGAAACUGACACACAAUAGUCACCUAGGACAACUCUGGAUUUCCCUCACCUUCAUCACCAUCCUGUGUGUUACUCUUCAAAUUGUGGGGAAUCUGCAAUCUACCUGCAAUUGCAGAUCUGAUCAGAAACUCAAGCAACUUGCCCUCCAGCAAACCACUGGCCAUGAGAACUUGUUCCAGCAGGAGAAGGGGACAAGCUCUGGCCACCAAUUUCCUGACCCUUUGGAAAGUGGCGUACCACAAAAUAGGCAGAAAAAAGUCAUGGCCAAGCCCAGGUCUGCUGAAAGCAUUCCACACAUCACAGAACUGGGCCAGAUAUUCAGCCAGCCCCAGGCCAGCAGCUUGGCCAGCCAAGAUGGGAUCUGGAAGAAAAGUCAUGGAGAAGACAGUGAGGAUGUGAGGAUCCUUCACACAACCAAGCCCCAGGACUCUGAAAGGGCACCCAAAAGGGAUCUUAUGGAUAGAACUAUGACCCCACCUCCAAGCAGAAAGCCCAGGACUAAGGCAGCGGAUCCCUUCAGCAAGAAGCUGGAAUCUACAGCAGAGAUCAUUGCCAAGGAGCAAACUUCAAGGUCACCAUUUGGGAAGGUUGCAGGAUCAUUCCAGAGCCAGGCAGAAGCCAAGGGCUCAUCCAGUCACAGGAGGGGCAGCUCUUCCACACCUGGUACAACAGCUGCUCCAGCACCAGAUUGGGUCACAAAGGCAGAGAAGCAAAAUGAGGCAGCAUCAUGGAGCACGGACAGAGAGUCACUUCAGAGCAAAAUCGCAGUUCCCAGGGCUGGAGGAGCAGGAGGAGAUGCUCUUGCCCAGAGCCUGCCAGCUGUAUCCAACUAUUCUCACACAUCUGCCUGCAAGCCCAAGACCCAUGUGGUGUUCCUGAAGGUGCACAAGAGCGCCAGCAGCACCGUCAUGAACAUCCUGUUCCGCUUUGGUGAGACGCACAACCUCACCUUCGCCCUUCCUGUCAGCGGUGCCAGCCAGCUGGGCUACCCACGCUACUUCCUGGCAGAGUCUGUGGAGGGAUUCACCGUAGGCAAUACUUUAGAGUUUAACAUCAUUUGCCACCACAUGAGGUUCCAGCAGGCACAGGUGCAGAGAGUGAUGCCAAGCUCCACCUUCUACUUCUCCAUCCUGCGGAACCCCAUCCACCUCAUGGAGUCCUCGUUCACCUACUACAAAGGCUGCUCCCCCUUCUCCCGUGCCCAGAGCCUGGAAGAGUUUCUCAGCCAGCCAGCCAGGUUUUACAACUCCUCGGCCCCCGACAGCCACUAUGCCAAGAACCUCAUGGCUUUUGACUUCGGCUUCAACCACAAUGGCAAUUUCUCUGCCAAGCACAUGCAGCUGAUGCUGCAGUACAUUGAGGAGGCCUUCGACCUUCUCCUCCUCUCCGAGUACUUCGACGAGUCAAUGGUGCUGCUGAAGGAGGCACUGUGCUGGGACCUGGACAGUGUCGUGUCCUUCCCACUCAACAGCAGGGAGGGAAGCACCAGGUCACCCCUUUCAGAGAGCACGGCAGAGAAGAUAAAGAGCUGGAACAGGCUUGACUGGGCAAUCUACAGACACUUCAACAGGACCUUCUGGCAGAGGAUCGACUGGAGCAUGGGCCGGGAGCGCAUGCAGCAGGAAGUGAGGAUGCUGCGGGAAAGACGAGAGCAGCUGGCCAAGACCUGCCUUCAAGGGGAGGGCAGUGUAGGCCCCCGCAAGCUCAGGGACAAGUCACUGGCACCGCUGCAGUAUGGCAAGGCCACAAUUCUAGGCUAUAAUCUGAAGCCAGGGCUGGACGAGGUGAUGGGGAGGCUCUGUCGGCGCAUGGUGACACCUGAACUGCAGUACAGCAGAUCCCUGUACAGGACACAGUUCCCUGAGAAGGCCCAGCGGAUCUACAAACCAGCUCAUCCACCUGAGUUACACAACGGGAAGAUGGGCUGA
Gopherus evgoodei (Goodes thornscrub tortoise) is the source of this 1991-nucleotide messenger RNA. RefSeq names its product galactose-3-O-sulfotransferase 2-like. The transcript is spliced from 4 exons. Gene Ontology annotation, cellular component: membrane. Gene Ontology annotation, biological process: glycolipid biosynthetic process. The record is from RefSeq and is a predicted model, not a curated record. Lineage: Eukaryota; Metazoa; Chordata; Testudines; Testudinidae. Bases 30 to 1991 code for a protein of 653 amino acids. Gene Ontology annotation, molecular function: galactosylceramide sulfotransferase activity.